Messenger RNA from Aspergillus fischeri NRRL 181, 342 nucleotides. Its product is annotated as mitochondrial 37S ribosomal protein uS14m. Gene Ontology annotation, biological process: translation. The transcript has 3 exons. Bases 1 to 342 code for a protein of 113 amino acids. The record is from RefSeq and is a predicted model, not a curated record. Gene Ontology annotation, cellular component: mitochondrial small ribosomal subunit; ribosome. Gene Ontology annotation, molecular function: structural constituent of ribosome. NCBI's taxonomy places the organism in Eukaryota, Fungi, Ascomycota, Eurotiomycetes, Eurotiales, Aspergillaceae.
AUGUCGCAUUUCAGGUCGAAGAGGCUGGAUCUCAGCGGGUUUAUCAAUGCCCGCGUGAUCCGCGACCACACGAAGCGCAAGGUCUUUGAGCAAUAUGAGCCUGACCGUCAAGCUCUCCGCUACAUAAUCCGCAACACCACCCUCCCCCAGCGUGUCCGUGCCCAGGCUCAGCUGCAGCUUUCUCAGAUGCACGCCUACACCCGGCCGACGCAGAUCAAGAACAGAUGUGUAGCAGGAGGAAUCGCCAGGAGUGUGAUACGCGAUUUCAGAAUUGCUAGAUAUCAAUUCCGUCAGCAAGCGCUUAAUGGUGAACUCCCCGGCGUGAAGAAGGCGAGCUGGUAG